AUGGAAGGGCAACAACAGCAAAUGCAUCAGAUGAUUACCGAUAUGGGUAAUCAAUUCCAGGCAGCCAUCAGAAGCAUCCAAACUUCACAGGCAGCCCCUGCAACUCCUGCAGCCCCUGCUGUUCCUCCCCCUCCUGCUCCACAACAGGACACUGAAGGCCGCAUGAUGGAAAGGUUCCUCAAAAUGCAGCCUUUAACUUUUGCUGGGACCAGCAAGGACAACCUGCUACCUGUUAAAUGGGUGAAAGAGAUGGAGAAAGCCUUCAAGUUUCUGGGAUGCAAUGACCAGCAGAAACUCAUCUGUGCUAGAUAUAAGCUACAGUAUGAAGCAGAGGCUUGGUGGGAAACCACAAAGCCUAUUUUGCAAGCGGAACACGCUGUCCUAACCUGGGACAUCUUUAAACAAGCUUUCUUUGGGAAUUACUUCCCCACCAGUGUGAAGAAGAGGAAAGAGAUUGAACUAGCUGAAUUAGUUCAGGGGUCGAAGUCAGUGCUGGAGUACCAGCAGAAGUUUGAAGAGUUAUUCUUCUUUGCUCCCCCUCACAUGGGUACCGAUGAAGCUAAAGCACAGAAGUUUGAAGAUGGGUUGAGGCCAUAG
Molecule: messenger RNA, 597 nt
Organism: Telopea speciosissima
Lineage: Eukaryota; Viridiplantae; Streptophyta; Magnoliopsida; Proteales; Proteaceae
Exons: 1
Coding region: 1-597 (198 amino acids)
Source: RefSeq, a predicted model, not a curated record